Molecule: messenger RNA, 1094 nt
Organism: Cydia amplana
Lineage: Eukaryota; Metazoa; Arthropoda; Insecta; Lepidoptera; Tortricidae
Gene: Nmdmc
Product: bifunctional methylenetetrahydrofolate dehydrogenase/cyclohydrolase, mitochondrial
Exons: 5
Coding region: 62-1069 (335 amino acids)
Biological process (GO): tetrahydrofolate interconversion
Cellular component (GO): mitochondrion
Molecular function (GO): methylenetetrahydrofolate dehydrogenase (NAD+) activity; methenyltetrahydrofolate cyclohydrolase activity; methylenetetrahydrofolate dehydrogenase (NADP+) activity
Source: RefSeq, a predicted model, not a curated record
AUAAUAAUUUUGUUGUUCGGUUAAUGUGACCUGACUGACCUGUUAACGUCAACAGUAGGCGAUGAGGCAAAUCAUUUGCUUCCGAGUUGUCAGUACAGUUCUGAAAUCCACAAUGAGAAGUCAUACGUUCUUUGAUUCUUUGGGCUCGGCCAGCAUCAUGGCCCGAAUCCUUGAUGGUAAGGGGCUUGCCAAGGAUAUCCGCAAUGAAUUAAAAAUCAAGAUCCAUAAUUGGAUGCAACAAGGUCACCGGGCGCCAACCUUGAGAUGCAUUAUAGUGGGAGAUGACCCGGCGAGCCAUACUUAUGUUAAGAACAAGAUCCAAGCUGCGACAGAUGUAGGCAUUAAGGCGGAAACAAUAAGAUAUGAAGCCAAUAUGACUGAGGAGGAUCUUCUGUUAGCUAUUGAUGAAUUGAAUGCGAGCUCUGAAGUUGAUGGCAUUUUAGUCCAACUGCCUUUGCCCGGAGGCAUUGAUGAGAGGAAGGUGUGCAAUGCCGUGGCUCCGGAGAAGGAUGUGGACGGCUUCCACAUUGUGAAUGUCGGGCAGCUGUGUCUGGACAUGCCAACUAUUGUUCCUGCCACUGCUCUGGCUGUUGUGGAGAUGUUGAAAAGAUUCAAAAUCGACACCUUUGGCCGUAACGCAGUUGUAGUCGGCCGUUCAAAGAAUGUCGGCAUGCCAAUCGCCAUGAUGUUACACAGUGACAUGAGUCAUGACAGUGGCCUGGGCAUGGACGCCACGGUCACCAUCUGCCACCGGUACACGCCUAAAGAGAAGCUGGAGUUCUACUGCCGGAAUGCUGACAUUAUUAUUACAGCGACAGGUGUUCCAAAAUUAAUCAAAGCUGACAUGGUGAAACCUGGAGCUACAGUCAUUGAUGUUGGCAUCAUUAGAGUCACUGAUGAUGAAGGGAAGACCAGACUUGUUGGUGAUGUCGAUUAUGAUGAGGUGAGUAAAGUGGCCGGCGCCAUAACGCCCGUGCCCGGCGGCGUGGGCCCCAUGACCGUGGCUAUGCUCAUGCAUAACACCUUCCAAGCCGCCCAGAGGCUGCGAGAUGCUGAGAUGAUGCAAUAAGUUACAAGUAAAACGGUACCCUACA